Molecule: messenger RNA, 894 nt
Organism: Medioppia subpectinata
Lineage: Eukaryota; Metazoa; Arthropoda; Arachnida; Sarcoptiformes; Oppiidae
Source: the annotation of a GenBank genome assembly
AUGGACACAUCUAUCGACUCAACGCUCGACUACACGUCCAAAGAGAAACUACUCAAAAGAUAUGGCGAGAGUCGGUCUCAAGAGAGAAGUUCGUCGAGAACUUCACGUCGAGUCAAGUUAUACGACGAGAACGAGAAGUUUGAUUACAAUCACUUCGCGAAGAUUCCCGCCUCAGCCGCCAAAUCGCCCGGAAUGAACCGUAAGGUUACGUACGAUCGCCGCUCGCCCUCACCGUCGCCCUUAGACCCGAGAACCCCGUCUCCGAUCCACACAAUCAAUAUUCCGCCCAAAACUAUUGAGACUAAGGCUGUGCCACAAAUCAUAAUAGAAGAGGAUGGCAAACAUCACUGCAAAUACCACAGCCAUCACUUGGAUCACGAGUACUGUCCGCCGCCAGUUAGGGGUCCCUGCGCUGCCUGUGGACAGUAUAUUGUUGGCAAGCUAUUGAAAGUGAUGGACGAGAUGUUUCAUCCGGAGUGCUUUCGGUGCACUAAUUGUUCGACUACUCUAAACAACGAGAACUAUAAGCCACACGAAAACAAACCAUAUUGUGUGCCCUGUUAUGAGAAGCUGUUUGGGCCGCCCUGUACUGUGUGCAAGAAGUCCACCCAAGAUAAUCGGUAUCACGUGUUGAACCGUAUUUGGCAUCCGGAGUGCUUCUGUUGUGUUGAAUGCACUAAACGGUUGACUCCCGACAACUUUGUGGAGAGAAUGGGCUCUCCUUAUUGUAAAGAUUGCUACCAUAAGCUGUAUUCGCCCAAAUGUUGCGCUUGUAAUCUUCCCAUUAAAGAUAAAGCGAUAAAUGCCCUUGGCAAAAUGUGGCACACAUAUUGCUUUAAGUGCACCACUUGUGGUAUUCCUCUCGAAGAGCGCAAUUUCUACGAGAAGAAUGGG